Molecule: messenger RNA, 2055 nt
Organism: Rotaria sp. Silwood1
Lineage: Eukaryota; Metazoa; Rotifera; Eurotatoria; Philodinida; Philodinidae
Source: the annotation of a GenBank genome assembly
AUGACUGAACCAUUACUAUCAACUCCACAAAAUAUACUCGAUCUUCAAGGUGCUGAUUUGUUUGCUUAUGUCCGUCGUUAUUGUAGUGAAGAUAUUGUGAAAUAUUUUGAACUUCUUGGUAUUCGUUCAAUUGACUCACUUCUUGGAAUUAAUGACAUUUUUUUGCGUUUGAAAGAAGAUUAUCUUGAAUUAACUGAUAUUAAGAAAAAACUAACAUUUAAUCGACCUGAUGGUACCUGUAUAAUCAAGCUGGGAAUCCAAUAUGAUAUUAAUAAGUUAUUUGAAAGUCUUCAAAAUACAUUAGUCAACGAUGAACAAGUAACAACUGCUGCUACCGUCAAAGAAGACCUAGUCUUAUCAUCUGAAGUUAUUGAAAAAUAUCCAUUUCUUCAACGUUUAGUCCAUUUUUUCAUCAAAUUAUCUCAAAAUGUUAAUCCAACAGAUGAACCAUUUUUACAUCACUUCCUCGAAAAUCUUCUUUCAAAUUUAUCACUUGCCAAAAGUCGAUAUCGUUACAGUGGAUUUACUAUUGAUUUUGCGCUCUGCUUAUCUAUUUUAGCAGGACGCAAUGCUUACGAAUUUAUCCGUCUCAAUAUACCUGGUGCAUUGCCUAAUUUAACCAUAAUUCAAACAAAAAUAGCUAAAGAAGGAUUUCAUACAGUUGAAGGUGAAUUUCGUUAUGAUGAUAUGAAAAAAUAUUUAACAACAAUUGAUUCAACAUUUGUAUAUUGUGCAGAAGAUUGCACUUCUGCUGUACGCAAAAUUGUAUAUGACGUUCAAUCAAAUUCAUUUGUUGGAUUUACACCUCCACUUGAUGCACAUGGCAUGCCACGAAUACAACAUUUCCAAACAAAUUCAUUUGAAGAUUUAAAAGCUUGGCCAACAAUAGGACAUUCUUCAUUAUUUAAAGUUGCUAUACCAGUUUCUUGGUCAUGGUUUUAUUUAUCAGGUGAACAAUUAUUUUUAUGCAUGCAAGAUGCAAUGCACAUAUGUACAAAACUUCGAAACAGACUUUUGUCAUCUUCAUCUUACAUGUUAAUGGGUAAUAAUACAGUUAGUAUUGAUUAUUUAUUACACCUUAUCGAAUCUAAAUCGAAAUUCGAGCACAAUUUGGCAAAAUCAGACAUUUGUCCUUGUGACAAACAAAAUUAUAGAUCAUGUGAAAAAUUAUGUGCUUCUUUGGAAUAUUUAAAAGGUAUAAAUGGUUCACAUGCUACGGUUGUAUAUCUUACCAUUAUUCGUUGUAUAAUAUUCGCAUUUAUUAGUGCAUCAACAACAACAGCUGAUCGAAUUUAUCAUUCUUGGUUAGCUGUAUUUAUAUGUCGUUUAUGGCGUGUAUGGCUUCAUUUAGUACCAAAACAAGAAUUAAAUGAUCCAAAAAUUUCAAUAUUACAUUCAAUCAAAACUAAAACAAACUCAUCGUUUACAAGUACUAAAUUUAAAUUUCCGAAUCAUCAUAAAACACAACAGAAUCACCAACAAUCAACAAUUCCACCAGAAAAAAUGACUAAACAACAAAUAGAAGAACAAGUUAAUCGCGCAUUCCAAGAUGCUUUUAAUCUUUUAGCUCCUUUAGGUGUUGAACAAAUUUUGAAAAAAUCAAAAAUUAUUAACAUGAAACAAGCUAGUCAACAUAUUCACAAGCAUUUCACAAAGUCAUCAAAAAAAGCAGAUUUCUUAAUAUCAAUGACAACUGAUGAAAACGAUGUUCAAUCUGAUUCUGAUUUAAAACCUGAUUUUGAUUCAGAAUAUGAUUCUGAUUCAGAGCAAAGUACUAUUGAAGAAGAUGAACAAAACGAAUUGGAUUUAUAUGAUUAUGAUAGUGAAGAUGAAGACGAUGGUGGUAUGAAUUUAUUGGGACAUACGACCAAUAGUCUUUUAAAGACUACAAAAGGACUUUGUGAUACUAUAAAUUCUGAUUUGAAAGAUUCAUAUUUUUUGGUAAAUAUUGAUGGAAAAAAGAAAUAUCUUCAUAAAAAUACGGUAUGUUGGUAUUUGACAAAUGAAAAACAUAAACUAUCAUCGGACCGUUUGAAUUGCGUAAUGCAAAAAUAA